This is a messenger RNA of Zeugodacus cucurbitae (melon fly), 3759 nucleotides long. RefSeq names its product b(0,+)-type amino acid transporter 1 (gene sbm). NCBI's taxonomy places the organism in Eukaryota, Metazoa, Arthropoda, Insecta, Diptera, Tephritidae. Gene Ontology annotation, cellular component: membrane. Gene Ontology annotation, biological process: amino acid transmembrane transport. The record is from RefSeq and is a predicted model, not a curated record. Bases 1877 to 3490 code for a protein of 537 amino acids. The transcript is spliced from 8 exons. Gene Ontology annotation, molecular function: L-amino acid transmembrane transporter activity.
UUAUUAUUUCUAGCAAUUAUUGCAAAUUUACACUUUCAGUUAUACGAAAGUAUCCAACGAAUGCAGAGCGCAUAUUGAGUGAUUUCAGUUUUGUGGCGAAAGAACGUGUGAAAAUGACUAAAAAUUUUCCUUUGUAAUGCAUAAGAGACUGCGAAGAUUAUAGUACAGAAUAAGUGAAGUGCUAAAUGUUGUAGAUUGCUGAUGAUUGAAUAACUUUUACAGUAGUGAAGAGCGCGUGGAAAAACGCAUGGCAGAAGAACACUUUGAAGAAGCGUUGCAUAAAGAACAUAUUUUAGAAAAGAAAGAAAAAAAAAUUAUGAUAAAAAUAUUGUACGUGCUUUAUAAGACACUAUAAAGAGACAAUAAAUUUUAAAACCACUACAAAAACAAUAUACAACAACAAAUUAGCGACAAAUUGUGUUUGAGUAAAAUUACGCAAAUCCAAAGUUGGCGAAAAGCGAAUUUUCAUAAUUUAUCGCUGCAUAAAAAACGCGCAACACGUAGUCUAAGCAGAGAAGAAAAAAAUAAAAAGAAGAAGAAAAAAAGAACUAAUAAAAAAUUAAAUGAAUUGCUGCAUAUAUUUUAAUGAUUUUUAAUGCUGACGUACACUGUUUAGAGCAGCGUUUAAAUAAAGAAAAUUAAUUAAAAAUAGACAAUUGACUAAAACUGGAGGCGUGAGAAACGAAAAUACUAAGCAAUAAAAAUUAAAACAUCAUCAUAAAGAACAAAAAAAUAAUUUAAAAAUUAAAUAAACAAAUUAUUUAAGUUCUGAAAUUAAAAAAAAAAAAAUAAAAAAAAUUUAAAAAAAUUAGAACUUAAAAAAAUCUCAACAAAUUCCUACAAACAAUUUAUAGCACAAAUCUGAGUGCCAGCACUUGUGACGAAGCCAACCGCAAUAAAUACGGGAGGACAAAAUAGACACAAGCCUAUAGUGAGUGCGCGCUCGCUCUCAACAUUUCAAGCACACAACUCAAAAAUAAGAGAAAGCAAAAAAAAAAAAAACAAAAAAAAAAAGAAUUCUUCGAUACGUAAAUUUCGACCAACGCGAACGGUGUGAAGUAUUUUCAAAUUCUUGCAUCAUUUUCUGACGCUGCGCGAAAGACGUCAUCGUACUAUUGCAUAUCUGCUCCAUGCUGCUGGAGCGCGCCACUACGUUACGUAUAGAGAAAAAUAUUUAAAGACAAAAGACAGAAAGAAAAAAAGGCCAAAAGGCCCGAAAAGAAAACGCAAAGCAAGAAAAGUGUGAAAACGGGUGUGCGAACACGCGAAAAUACUUUUGUGUAUAACUGAAAUUCUGUUCGCCAAGGCCUGGCAGCAACCAGUGCGCGCCACACACACAGUUAUUUCAUUAAAAAAUAUACAUAUAUAUAUAUGUAAAUAUACAUAUAUAUACAAGUAUUUACCGAGCUCAUUGCUGCGUUUGCGAACUUUGCCGAACACUGAUUUGUGUGCCGCACCGCACAACCGCCCCCAACCAUCCGCUUGCCGGUACGGCCUUGUUCAUCCGCUUUGGUUGACAAUUUUUCCCGGCAUCCGCUGUCUGUUGGCAGCGUCCAACACGCUUUUCUUUUGCAGCCAUAGUCUUCGUUCGAGCGCUUCGGGUGCGACACACACACACAUACACUCGCAUAUCAAAUAGGAAUUUGACUAUCGUUUGUGCCUUCGGCAGCCUUCAAAGCAUCCGAAUCAACAACGGCAACAUUAUCGUCGGCAUCAUAGACGUCUGCAGGCGCCAAAUUCUCGAUUCACAUCGAGGUAUAAUCGUACGUGUGGCUGCGAAAGGCGAACAGUCUGCUGAAAUCCGUUGUCGUCGUCGUUCGCUCGUAGUCGAAAUUUGCGGCGAAAUAAUUUGUAAAAUCCGUUAUCCGUCCAUGCCAUGCGCGAUAAAAUCACACAACUAUUUUGCUUGCAAACGAACGCAUGCAAAAAUAAUACAACAGAUAAUCGAGGACAUAAUGUGCCAAUUAAAGUCACGAGCAACGGGACAACGAGUGCCAAUGGGUCUUUUGGGGCAGAAGGGCCCGAAACAGAGACCGACUCAUCAGGGACCGGGGGGAUGCGGAAGUCGUUGGAGAGGAAGGGCUCAGCGCCGAACGACGCUGUUCACCUCCAGAGACGGGUGGGACUCUUCAGUGGGGUGGCUUUAAUUGUCGGGACCAUGAUAGGGUCUGGAAUAUUUGUGUCACCUUCAGGUCUACUAGUUCGUACUGGUUCCGUUGGUGUUAGCUUUAUUAUAUGGCUGGCCUGUGGUUUGCUCUCCUUGUUGGGCGCUCUGGCAUAUGCUGAAUUGGGUACGAUGAACACAUCGUCUGGCGCUGAGUGGGCAUAUUUUAUGGACGCAUUUGGUCCGGCUCCCGCAUUUUUAUUCUCAUGGGUAUCGACAUUGGUCCUGAAGCCAUCGCAAAUGGCUAUAAUUUGUCUCUCCUUUGCGCAGUAUGCAGUUGAGGCAUUCGUUAGCGAAUGCGAUCCACCAACAUCGGUGGUGAAAAUGGUUGCACUGCUGGCAAUUGUUAUGAUACUGUUCGUGAAUUGUUAUAGUGUGAAUCUGGGCAUGGCUGUGCAGAAUAUAUUCACCGCUGCCAAAUUGGUUGCCGUCCUCAUAGUGAUCUGCGGCGGCGCCUGGAAACUAUUCCAAGGCAACACACAACACCUGUCGAAUGCAUUUAGUGGCGAGACACCCACCUUGGGAGCUGUAGCGACCGCAUUUUACACUGGUCUCUGGGCGUACGAUGGCUGGAACAAUUUGAACUAUGUCACCGAGGAAAUCAAGAAUCCCAGCAAGAAUUUGCCACGUUCCAUCAUGAUCGGCAUACCGUUGGUGACGCUGUGCUACGCACUCAUCAAUAUCUCAUAUUUGGCGGCGAUGUCACCCACCGAAAUGAUUGACUCAGAAGCUGUGGCCGUAACCUUCGGUAAUCGCAUAUUGGGCGCCAUGGCUUGGCUCAUGCCGCUCAGUGUGACAGUGAGCACUUUUGGUAGCGCCAAUGGUACACUCUUCGCGGCGGGACGUUUGUGCUUUGCUGCGAGCCGUGAGGGUCAUCUGAUGGAUAUACUGUCUUACGUGCAUGUUCGUCGUCUAACACCAGCACCAGGAUUGAUUUUCCAUUCGCUCAUCGCCACCGCUAUGGUAUUGUACGGCACAAUCGGCUCACUGAUCGAUUUCUUCAGCUUCACCGCUUGGAUUUUCUAUGGUGGUGCUAUGUUGGCGCUGAUUGUGAUGCGUUUCACCAAACCCAACUAUCCAAGGCCAUACAAAGUGCCUAUCAUCAUUCCUGUUGUGGUGCUGGUGAUCUCAAUCUAUCUAGUGGUGGCGCCGAUUAUCGAUACACCACGCAUCGAAUAUCUAUAUGCGUUCCUCUUCAUCUUGGGCGGCCUAAUAUUCUAUGUGCCAUUCGUUAAACUGGGCAUGACACCAAGAUUUAUGAACAAAGUGACGCUCUUCUUCCAGCUGCUGUUGGAAGUGGUGCCCACAUCAUCGAUGUUCGAAUAAGCAAUUGAGAAUCAAUUUUAAUAAUACCGGCUGAGACAAAAACAAAAUAUUAAAAAAACUGCAAAAAAAAUAUAAAAUUUAUCAUUCAAUGAAAAGUAAAGGAGAGACUAUCUAUUCAGGAUCUGAGAGAAUAAUGUACGUACGAAAUAGGUUAACUGUUUAAACUACAUAAUAUUAGCAGAGAAGUAGACACAAAUAUUCAGCUAUGAAACGUGUUGUAGCAUAUAAAGUUAAGUAAUUAAAAAAAAACAAUAAUAUAAAAAAAUUAA